Anneissia japonica is the source of this 8078-nucleotide messenger RNA. RefSeq names its product tensin-1-like. The transcript is spliced from 18 exons. The record is from RefSeq and is a predicted model, not a curated record. The coding region runs from base 9 to 5996 and encodes 1995 amino acids. NCBI's taxonomy places the organism in Eukaryota, Metazoa, Echinodermata, Crinoidea, Comatulida, Comatulidae. Gene Ontology annotation, molecular function: protein binding.
ACCAAAAUAUGCAGACGGUGUUUACUUCAGGAGUUUACACCGUGAAUGAGGGAACCACAAGAUUUGCAAUACCAUUUGACCAAGCCUUGCCUCUCAAAGGAGAUAUUCUGGUGAAAUGCUACCACAAAAAAUUUCGCUCAACGACACGAGACGUGAUAUUUCGCGUGCAAUUUCAUACAACAGCUGUCAUGGAAUAUCGACUUGUUUUCCAAAAGACUGACUUAGAUGAUGCGUGCACAGAUCCGCGGUUUACAACAUUUAGCAAAGUAGAGUUUAUAUUCUCAGCUACUCCAGAUAAGAUACACAACAGUGACUACGUCCGUGGAAGUUCCUUUCCAGUAGAAAAUUCCAAUGAUCCGUUAAUACGAUGGGACUCUUAUGAACAUUUUGACUCUAUCAUUGAGGGUGGAGAUGAUGUAGUGGACGCAAAUAUGAAUGCCACUGAAAUCCCACACUUAUCAGCCCCAGACGGUAGCCUGUACGCCCAAGUCUGCAAAAACAAUGUACCAAAAACAGAACAAGUUAACAACAGUGCGUCAACGCCAUUAAUGAAUGGCCCGGUACAAGUCAAUGGCCCAUUGCAGCCCAAUGGUGUUGCGACAAAAAGUGCGAGCCCACACCCAAAUUUACCAGUAGCAGCUAUAACAAGUGCUCCGUUCGGUAGCUCACCAAAACGGGGACCAUCGUACAAAGAACGUCAGGAGCUUGAUGAAUUAUUAAAAGGUUUUGAUGACCUUCUUGAUGGAAUUGAUCUUAAAGAGUCACCUGAUGCUGGUAAUUUUGUCAGUGUUCAUCGGCAAAUAUCGCAAUCACAGAAAGCAGAUGCCGCCAAGCCAAAUGCAGUACCACAUGCAGCAGCACACAUCUCUCCAACAUCGCCCUCUCGUGACAGCGGUUAUUCACGCUCAUCAACUGAGAUAGAGAACCCAUACGCUGAGAUUCAUGAUAAAGAUAAACAGGGUAAUAAAAAACAGAAGGAAAGCCCUGUUGGUGGGAUGCAUAAUCCUUUGUAUGGUGAGCCAAUGAUGAGAAAUAACUCCAACCAUCACACAAAUCAUAUGUAUCAUAGUGAACCAUCUUCUAGCAGUCAGCCUGUAUUAAAUGGUCAGCCAGUUCCAAACGGCCAGCUUUUGACGUUUGGCCAGGGUAUGUCCAAUGGACCUUUGGAGGAGAAAAUUGAAGCUGAGCUCCAAUCAAAUGCUUAUAGUGCCAAUCCUCAUGCAGGUACCCAUAGUCCGUUACGGUAUAAUGCAAAUGAGAGAAUAUCAAAUCACAGACAAGACAGAGAAGAUAAUAGAUAUUACCGUUCCAGUUCACCUUUACCGCAUACAAGUAAUGAUUCCCAUGUUUUACCAAAUACCACCCCAGUAGCAGAAAAUCAGAGGGGUAAUAUUUCAUCAGGGUCACCAACAAGGGUAAAUUCCUAUCCAAACCAAGUGCAGUCACCAACCUCACCAAUCAGGGCUCAAAAAGAGAUUAUUAAGAUUGUUCAUACAGGGCCCACCUCUCAAUCUAAUUUAGGCUCUCCUUUGAAUGAUCGUCGACACCAACCAAGUCAAGUUUCACCAACUCCAAGUGAAACAUCAAGUGAAGGGUCGACAGAUAGCCUAACAUGGCUUCAAAGACAGCAGUUGAAGCUGAAACAGAAGCGAGAUCGCGAGAGACAAUCACAAGGCUCAACCUCGCAUCCACUGUACAUCGACACGAUGAUGAGCAACAGAUUCGGACAACAAACACCACCACUUGCUAGUCUUUCACCGAGAUCAGAUUCAUAUAACCGUGUCAAUGACAUUAGCUCACGAUACACAUCUCCACCACUUAGUUCCACUAUUCAAGAUUCCAAAGGGAUAGGACAGCAUAAAGAUACACCGGAUCCACGUGUGAAAAGACAAGUGCUCUUAUAUGACUCUCCCCGAAUGAGCGAUCCAAUUAUUGCAACUAAAGUUACCCGCCCGUUGUACCAGCCAUCAUCACCAAUCCAGUACCCGCAAUAUGUGCCCCCACCAGAAGCUCACCAUUCACCCCCACAGCAUGAUAAUUCAAGCAACAGGGUAUCAGAGUCUUCCUUUGAACCAAAACGAUUACCAACCACAACUAGUAGGCCUGUUGAUGUCGACAGUCAGAGUUCACAAUCCUAUGUUGUUGAACCUAAUGUAGUGUCACGGCCUCCAAGAAGCCCAAGGAAAGAGCGGGUAUUUUCUAACCCUGUGAAUGAGAAACGAAUGCAUCAGAUUGAAAGAUCUUUGCAUGCUAAUGAUUCGCCAUCUGAGUUUGCAACUUUUCCACUGAAUUCUUCAUAUACCUCUCUUCCCAACACUAACACUUCGCUUGAUUCUAUGCAUGCCUCAUCUAACCAGUCACUAAUCCAUCCACAACCUACUACAUAUUCAACGUUAAACGACCAACUCAUGCGUGCCAUUCCCAGUGCCGGACAAGAAGGUGUGGUAGUACGUUCCACCGAGCACAAAGUUAAAACCACUCUAAAAUUCUAUCCUUUAGAUGAAUAUGAUAAGUUGGUUAAGUCGGGCGAGAUUCAGCCAGAAACUGAUAAUGUAGAAGUUAUAAAGUAUAUUCCCCCAAAAGAAGAUGAGAGUGUAGACACUGGACCAGACAAACCUGCACCCUCCUAUAAUUGGGUAAUGAAUCGAAUCGGGAGUUUGAGAACUUUGAGCAAAGAGACAAAUAAUGCUUUGCAAAAUGAUUAUUUAACCCAAAAAUCCGCUUAUCAAUCACAACCAGAUUUAAGAGGGUACACAUAUGAACCUACGACAUCAGCAUCACAAAUUUCACUGUCUUUUACUCCGAUUUCAAAAGGAACAACUUUUUCAAGAAGUGAGACAAAUGUGGGACCAAAUAAUACUACAAUUUUACGCCCAGAACCAUGUAUUUUUCCCAAAAGACCCUCGCAUCCAUUCCAGCAUGAAUCUUCACUUGGUAGCAUGAAUGACCUCCGAAGUGCACAGCACGUUAGCCCAGCUGGAGAGAACCCGAGAACGUAUUACCAAUCCACUCCAAACCUUUUGCAUGAUAACAAGACACUAAUGCAUGGAUUGGACCUAACCAGCUCAAAAUCGCUGAGUAGACUCGAUGAGGAAGACACAUUAUAUGCAGAGUCUGCACAGAUAUCAUAUGAUCCCAGAACGGCUACUAACAUGGCCAAGAACGAACAUGCCGCAUGUGGCUCAUAUAAUACUGAUAUAACAAGCUUGAAUAAAAGCAUGAGUAAUGUAGAGGAAGGCUAUUAUCAGGUGCCACGAAAGGUUCGUUUCAGCUCAGAUUCAAACCUUCUUGGUGACUCUUUCUUUAGGGCGCCCUCGGUUGACGAACCAGAUGCAAAGGCAGGUGAGCCAGUCCAGGAGCCUGUCAUUAAACAAGGAACUGUAGCCAGUAGAGUUGCUGAUGCCCGUGCCAGAAUUGAUGAACUGGAGCGUUCAAUGAGCCCCCCAGCUUUGGAACGUCAACCUCGUUCCCUACAUCGAAGCAAUAGUGCUGCAGGGUAUGAGAACGGUAGUCAAAGUAUUCGUUCACGAACACCGUCACCAGAACUCUGGAUGAGGAACCCAGGUGGUCAACCACUGCAGGAAACAUAUUAUUGGAAUCGUUCAGAGGGUUUGAAGUCUCCGGAGAUAGAAGCUAGGAGGGAGAAGGAGAGGCUGAUAGAAUAUGGACCAGGGUUUGAUUCACCUCCUACACCUAGCUUUCCAUUGGAUCCUAAAACACCUUACGUUCAUUUGGUCUCUACGCCCACGCCCCUUGCUUUCGUUGGACGAGGUCCUGAAGAUAAAGAAGUACAAUAUAUACCACAACAUAUUAGUUUGAAGCAGACUACACUGCAACAGAAUACUCCGCAGAAAUUUACACAGCAAAGCCAUACACCACAGCAAAGCCAUACACCACAGCAAAGCCAUACACCACAGCAAAACUCACCAUUUAUCAUACCACAUAAGCAAAUUCUACAACAGGAUACACCGCAACAUUAUAUACAGCAACACGACACACCACAACUACAUACAAAGCAACAGGACACACCACAACAAAACUCACCUCAGCAGUAUAAUCCUCAUCAGCAAACACCACAACAGUUUACAAAGAAACAGGACACACCGCAAGAAAACAUACCGCAGCAGUAUACUCCGCAACAGUCCACUCCACAAACCACUCAAGAUCGACAGCUGGAAAUGAGUCCAAGUAAAAUGAAUGCACCAAACACCACAGAGGUCACUGUUUAUAGAACCGUAGACAGGAAUUAUGUGCCACCGCAAGCUUCACAUCAAACACGUCAUUCACAAGAUGCACUUAGGCAGCAUUCUCCUGAACAAAAAUCAGUUCAUUUUGAUAUUGAUGACUUUUUUGAAACCCGUCUUUCACAAGAUGUGUCUCCAAAGUCAAUAGCAAAUGAUGAAAAUAGACGAAAGGAAAUCGAAAAGGAACCACAAAUCAGCCCAGUUCAUGAGAAAAUUGAAAAAAGUCGUGUACGCUUUGUAGAAGAGGGCAGUCCCAAACAAUACCAAGAUGAGAAUCGAAAUGAAAGUAACAUGAAAGACUUGACUCUUUUGGAUUCUGAACGUACAAUUAUUCCUACAAAUCAACACCAGGUUGAAGUUCAGGUCCAUCACACUCCACCACAGAGAGAUCAGUCCCCAACAAGGGUAGCAGAGAUGCCACAUUCAUUGCCAUUUGGAGUACCCAGUACAGGUCCUUACCCUCAAUAUACCAUAUACAAUGGUCCAUCAACAACCAUACAUAAUGGACAAACCUCGCCCUCUGGUUCACAUGAUGUCUCCCCAACUGCGCCUUUUGCAUCUGUUGAUUUGCCUCCUAGGAAUUACUACCCAACUUUCAGUGAUAGAAAGAGAUCAAAAGCUGCAGCAGGUAAACCUAGCAACCAUAAAACAUUGCCAGAAAGUGAACAGCCAAGCAGUCUGCAGGGCGAGGUUGAUAUGAGUGGGUACAGAACAGUUUAUGAUAAUCGUGGCAAACACGCCAAACCUGGAAGCCCAGCGUCUGUACGUAGUGGGUCAUCGGUGAAUGAUUCAGGAAGGACAACGCCAUCUAACUUCUACCUAAAUGAACAGCCAUCGCUUUCAUCGAGCCAGACUUCUCUAGCAGAGCCUGGUGUUGAGAAUGUUCGAUUUGUCAAAGAUUUAUCAUCCUGGUGGUACAAGCCACAUAUCACACGAGAUGAUGCGAUAUCCAUGUUGAAGGAAAAACAACCAGGUACGUUUGUGGUGCGUGAUAGUAACUCAUUCCCUGGUGCUUUUGGCUUAGCAGUAAAAGUAGCGACCCCACCUCCUAACGCUCCACAGCAGAGGAAAGCUGGCGAUCCUGUUUCUGAACUUGUACGCCACUUCCUCAUCGAACCAAACUCACGUGGCGUGAAACUCAAAGGUUGCCAGAAUGAGCCAAUAUUUGGCAGUCUUUCAGCACUUGUGUACCAGCAUACAAUGAAGCAACUUGCACUUCCUUGUAAACUUGUUUUGCCAGAAACCGAUCCAGCAAAUGUUCCAGGAUCCGGUAGUGAUGCCAACUCAAGAGCCAACCUUUUGGCCAAAGGAGCAGCCUGCAAUGUGUUGUAUCUGCAUUCAUUUGACAUGGAGUCUUUAACAGGAUCAAGCGCUGUGAGUGAAGCCACAAAUCGAUUAACGGAACUCUCUACUAAACCGCCCUCAAUCAUUGUACAUUUCAAAGUGUCCUCAAAGGGAAUUACAGUGACAGAUAAUAACAGAAAACUGUUUUUCAGAAGACAUUAUCCAGUUGAUUCUGUCCUUUUCUGUGGUUCUGAUUCAGGCAGUAGAAGAUGGCAAAGAGACGAAAGCAGCAAAGAAGCAGAUGCUCGAAUUUUUGGCUUUGUCAGUCGCAAACCCGGCAGCAUAACCGACAAUGUCUGCCACUUAUUCGCAGAGUAUGAAAAGGAACAACCAGCAUCAGCUAUUGUCAGUUUUGUAACAAAGGUUCUGAUUGGUCAGGCCAGUAAUACUUCUGUGAAAUCGCCUUGAUAUGCAGAAAUUGGAAAAAAGAUAGUAACCGAGAAUAUUGACUAUAGAAAAGAGAGAGCUAAUUAGUAACUUAUAUGCUAAUGAGUUAUUCAUAGCUUAUGAAUUAUUCAUAAGAAGGUGCUGAAAUAAAGAUGUAAAGGGCUAUUGAGAAUGACAAAUAAAACAAUUUUCUGACAUCACACUGUGAAUGUCAUAGGAAAUUAUGAGAAGAAAAUAAGUUUCCCUCCAAGGUUUAAUUUUUUAGUUGAAGAGUCAGAAUAAGAAGAUUAAGUGGGAAAGUUAUUUAAAAAAAUAUUUUGAAGAAAAAAGAAAUUCAAAAUGUGGAAAGGAAACCACAAGAAGUGCAGUAAGUGAUGGAAAAGGAUUUGUUAAUUGGAUAAAGUGUUAUCUUUGAUUUCAGUUUCCAUUUUAUCUGAGUUAUUUCAGUUUUUGGCAAAAUGUUUUAGGGCAAGUAGAAAACAAUUGUUAGAUUAACACUUUGUCUUUCAAAUCUUUGACAUGAGAGGGUUGCUUUUUGACUAAUUUACGGUACCAUACAAGACCAGCAUUUUUCCUGAUGCAAAUGACAUUCAGAGAUCACUACAUACUUGAUGGUUUUGGAAUCGUUAUUUGUGAGUCCGCCAUGUGAUCGGUGCAGCCUUUGUUUGCAUGUCAAGUCUAGCUAUAAUGUUAUGUGGCAACCAUGUGAAUGUCUUGUUAUAGGAGACGUAACAAAAGAAAAAAGGUACUGAAAAAUCUUGAUGAGGUUGUUAAUCUAAUUUUUUUUUUCUAUCAGCCUUCAAAAAUCAGUUAUCACAUGUAAAGUUCUGGUUAUGCUAGACCCCAAAAUAAAAUAUCAACAACUAUUUAAGUAUGUGAUGUAAAUACAUGUGAUGUAUUCAGCAAAUAGAGAUAAUCGCUUAUUUUGCAAAGAUCAUUUAGUAUAUAAUUGGCCGCAUGAGGGCUAUUUUCAGUAACAUGCAAUAGUGAAUAAGAUAUACAUAGUAUUAAUGCCUAUCAUGUUCUUAUCCAAAGAGUUACCAACAGUUAUAAGAUAAAAAAAAAUUAUGACGUUUAAUUAAGAAAAUCGUAAUUAAUGUGUUGAUGAUUAAUUAGAAAUUACUUAAAUAUAGCAUCAUAAUUGAUAGAGAACCUUGCUUGUUGUUAGUGUCAUUUGUUUAUUUUAAAUGAGGAGCUUAUUAUCUAUAUCUUAUCUAUUAUAAUAUUAUAAUUACUAAUAGUGUAUUUAAUUAGAAAAUCUACCACUGUUAAUAACAUGUAAUUCUAAUUUAUAAUUCAAUAAUGAUAGUUUUAAUUGUAUAUAUUUUUUUUUUUUGCUUUGUUUGCUUCUGAAAUUAACAGAUCUUUUUUUUAUGUACAGUUUGUUAAAACUAUAUGAAAAUAUACAUAUAUAAAUAUAUAUAAAUGGUGUGUAAUUUAUUGUAAAUGUAGUUUUUGUAGUAUAACCAUCAUAACGUGUCUUAAGACAAAAAGUUAUUGUUUUAGUUGUCAUGACAACCAACAACUGGGUGGAAAGUAUUCUCCAAGAAGUAAUAUUCAUCAUAUAUGAAAUCUUGCUUUGAUAAUAUCCCUACUAAUGAUAUAAUUUUGAUAUUUUGACUUAGUUCAACUGUUUAACUUAGUUUACAGCUGUUUAACUUCGUUUAAUGUUUAUUGAAAUGUUAAUAUAAUUUUAGAUUGUGUCAGUUUGCUUUAAAGGUUUAAGAAUAGGUCUUUUUAAAAUAAUUGGUAUGACUAGCCUACAAGGUUUUUAAGUCAUCAAAUGUUAACAAUUUUUGAGAUGUAUCAGAUACAUAAAAAGAUACAUAAAUAUUGUUUUGUUACUGUUAUUAUAAUGAACAAUGUUAAUGUUGCAUUAUACCUAUAAAGUGAAGAUAUAUUUAAUGCUACAUAUCAAGCAUUUUAUAGAGUAUUCAGUCAUUGAUACAUUUAAGACAUUUAGAUGCCCUCCUGCAAGCUCUACUUAUUUGACAUAUACUGUAUGUUACUUUGUAACAGUAAACCUAUUAAUAAGAUUUUGUUUUAAAGGGUGCUUUUCCGUAAUUUAUUGUAAAUAAACCAAACUUGUUUGUUCAUACAAAA